GCUGGGAAGCAUCAACUCAGACAGAACUUCUCAGCAGAGUGUGAAGAGAACAACCAGUGAGAUGAAGUUACGCUGCAUGCAGUUUUCCCUGCGCUACAAGUUCAGGUCUCUCUUCGUGGCUCUCCUCUCCCUCUCUCUCCUCCUACACCUCCUGGUCUCUCUCAGCCCCAUCUUCGAGCCCCGAGAUAGAGCAGCCUGCCCUGGGCAGGGCCCCCACAAUCCGGGGGGCCCUAAAUCAAGAGGGCGCCACUCCCCAGUGCUGGUCAGAGCCCUGCAGGACUUCAGCGGCUCUUCAAACAGAUCCUCUUUGGAAAGCGCCCCAUCCAACAUGGCCACCACCCGUGCCGCCACACACAAGAUGGCAGCCGGCCCCGCCAAGCCCGCUGCAUCUAAGAUGGCGGCCCUUUUCAGACACCCGCUCUACAACAGAGAGAGGCCUGAGCUGAGAGAGGUAGACUGGCUCUUUCGAGUGAGGUCUGGAGCCGAAUUGAACACGAAAGAGAGUGGAAGUCAGGAAUGGGUGAGUGAUGAGGACGGGGGCUUUGCCCCCUCUAAGUGGAACGGCAGUGUGGAGUCGUACCCCCCCUGGCUGCGCUUUCACCUGGGGAUAAACCGCUAUGAACUGUACUCCCGACACGAGCCAGCCCUGGAGCUGCUGCUGGAGCAACUCGCUACACACAAGAUCACGAGCGCCGUUCAGAAGCCGGGCGGGACUCAGCUGAAGCUGGUGAUGUCAUUUCCAAACUACGGGCAAGCGCUCUUUAAACCAAUGAAGCAAGCGCGCGACCAGGAAACCUCGCCGGACUUUUUCUACUUCUCUGAUUUUGAGAGACACAACGCUGAGAUCGCCGCCUUUCACCUGGACAGGAUUUUGGAUUUCCGGAGGAUCCCGCCAGCUGUGGGCCGCUUGAUCAACGUCACUUCGGAAAUCUGGGAGAUUACAACGGACCGGAAACUAGCCCGGACUUUCUACAGGUCACCAGCGAGCAAUGUGUGUUUCUACGGUGAGUGCUCGUAUUACUGCAACACAGAGCACGCUGUGUGCGGCCGGCCCCACCACCUUGAGGGCUCGCUGGCUGCCUUCCUCCCUGAUCCCAGCCUGGCCAAGAGGAGGAGCUGGAGGAGCCCCUGGAGGAGAUCCUAUAGCAGGAGCAAGACAGCACAGUGGGAGACAAGCCCAGACUACUGUGCGACGGUCAAACAGACUCCCCCCUACAACAAGGGCACCAGACUGCUGGAUCUGAUUGACCUGUGCAUACUGGACUUCCUCAUGGGUAACCUAGACCGUCAUCACUACGAAACCUUUGAGCGGUUUGGCAACGACACCUUUCUGAUUCACUUGGACAAUGGCAGGGGGUUUGGACGACACUCCCAUGAUGAGAUCUCUAUCCUGGCUCCGCUCAGGCAGUGCUGCAGGAUCAAACGUUCCACAUACCUGCGUCUCCAGCUGCUCUCUCAAGAAGAGUACAGGCUGAGCGAUGUUGUCCGGGAGUCACUGUCCCAAGACCCCCUCUCUCCAGUUCUGUCCGAGCCGCACCUCUCUGCUCUGGACAGGAGGUUGGACACUGUCCUGAGAGCCGUGAACACCUGUGUGACUUCACAGCAAGGGGGAGUGCUGCAUGAUGACAUCACGCCAUGACAUCACAGUGAAGACCCACACACUCCACACCCCAGCCAUGUAAUAUAUCAGAGGUGUCUGUUUCAAGUGAGUUUCAGUUCCAGUAGGCUGUCAGAUGAUACUGGACUCUGAUAGAGACUGUACACUGUAGCUAAGGUUUACUCCAGUGGCCGGGCUGUCUUUCUGUGUAGGACAUUAUGGAAAACAGACACAGACACCAACAAAAUCAGCCGAUAGGCAUUGAGGAAGGGACCUCCAGAACAAUUUGAACACAUUGCAAACUGGGCCUCAUUUACGAAGGGGCGAUGAACUUUAUGGUGCACGACAAUUGCAAUUACCGUGCGAGUUAAUGAUUCCUGUGGGCAUAUUAUGGUGCACACUAAUUUUAUUGUGCCAUACUCUGCUAAUCAGAACGAAUCUGUGAUUUGUAUGGUAAUGCAUGGUAAUGUAUUUAAAUGAGGCACCCUGCUCUGAAUAAUGAGAUGAGCUUCAUUCCCACCGCAUUUACUAAAGGAUGAUAAUUGUAUUGUACACAUUAAAGUGAGCGAUACUUUGUUUGUUUGAACAUCAGGCUUUAAACACUGAUAGGCGUGCUAUUAAAACCUGUUUUUCUGGCCUGAAAACUAGUGUAUGUGCAGUUUGAUCCUUUUUACUGACUUGAUUCGUUUGAUUCAUUCAGUUUAGUGAAUCAAUUCAACAGAUUUGUUUGUUUGA
Molecule: messenger RNA, 2332 nt
Organism: Polyodon spathula (Mississippi paddlefish)
Lineage: Eukaryota; Metazoa; Chordata; Actinopteri; Acipenseriformes; Polyodontidae
Product: extracellular serine/threonine protein kinase FAM20C-like
Exons: 11
Coding region: 62-1639 (525 amino acids)
Biological process (GO): protein phosphorylation
Cellular component (GO): Golgi apparatus
Molecular function (GO): phosphotransferase activity, alcohol group as acceptor
Source: RefSeq, a predicted model, not a curated record